Messenger RNA from Durusdinium trenchii, 1557 nucleotides. The record is from the annotation of a GenBank genome assembly. Lineage: Eukaryota; Dinophyceae; Suessiales; Symbiodiniaceae.
AUGGCGACGGGCAACGACACCGUCGACUCCGCCCUGGAGUCCGCCCAGGAGCUUGUGCAGACGUGGACUGGCCUGUCCACAAGAACCAUUCGGUACGUGGCAGUGCUGGUUUGUAUGUUCUUGACGACCAAUGCUUUGGGGACUCUGAUGCUAGUUCUUGCUGGCAUCGUCAAACGCUGGCGAAAGCAAGAAGAGAGUCCGCCAAAGAAACAGAGUCUGCAAGAGAAAGGGAGUCAGGACUUGGCAGUGCGAGUACCAGAGGAUGGAAGAAGAGAUCGCUCGUCAGAACUAUCUAUCUCCCAGAAACGCUGGUGGCAUAAAUGUAAGAAAAAGUUGGUCAUGCUGGUGUAUGCCUUCACCUACAUUCUGUGCUUUACGGCAGCAAUGGUCAGUAUAUUGACAGAGCAGCUGAGUCAGGAGCAUGGCCUAGCUUGGGAGUUCUACACUGGGCUUUUUGCAUGUGGGUGUCUUUGGGUGCUCUUGCAGGCCGCCUUUAAAGCCUACAUGUUGCCCAACGGAAGACACUUUGCAAAGACUGCGUUCGUCCAAGCGACCAUCACUGGCAUUUGCCCAGUAUUCUCAGACUCCUUUGAUACGAUGAAAGAUGUGACCUUCGGGUUCCUUUGCUUCGCUGCAGAUAACUUGCUUGUGAAUGCAGUCGGCGUUUUGGCAUUGCUUUGGCUGCCAGUGUAUCACGCGAUUCUUUUGCGAGACCCAGCCUUCUAUUUGGAGCUUGCAGCGAACCACACAUCAGUGUUGGAAUUGCGAUCCCUGCCACCCUCCGGCCCUUCAAAGAUCGACUAUUCCGACAACUGGCAAGCUGAAGUCGACAAGAUGAUGGCGGACAAAGAUCCGGAUUUGUUCAUGCUCCGCACAAAAAAGGGCUUUUUGAUCACAUUUGUUACUCGUGAUCCUCAUUUGGAGCUGUCCAGAGACCCUGAUGAAUUCGAGUUUCCUGUUCAACUCAUCUCGAAGGUAUCUUGCCUGGACAGGGCCAAAGCCUGGAGCCAAGAAUUUCUGCUCCUUGUCUACAAGCAGCUCACACCUACCAAACGAAAGAUGCUGCUGUGGGAGAACGUGCCGCAAUCAGUCUUUGCAUUUAUUUACAUCCUACUGGUCGGUGACAGUCUCCUUGUCGCGCUCCUGAACCUGGCUAUCCCAACGGCCCAAAUCAUAUUGGCCUUUGGGUUCUUCAAGAAUAUUCGGCUUCUCGUUGCACCCAAGCUGGCCAAGCGGAUUGAUGAUGCUUUCCACGACAAGGAUUUGGUGCAAAUCCAGCGGCUGAGAAAGGAGGCAGGGUUGGACUCUGAUGCUGGGCUAUUUGAAGAGGUUUGUGAACACAGUAAGCGUUUGCAGGGCUUCAUCCCGAAGCUAGAUGAUGAUGAGCUUGGUGACUAUAGAAGGGUGUAUGAAGCCUGGCAAAGAUCCCGGUUCAUCUUCCUUAACUGCUUCGAUUCUAUGACACACAUCAAGAAAGAACUAGCACUCGUUGAAGAGCUCAAGGGCAAGCAGCAUACACACAUACAGGCCGAGCGCGUCAAAUCAAAGCUAGCUUAG